CAGCAUAAUCUCUCCGGCCGCAGGACGCAUGCUUGGGCUGCCUCCGAACGUUGGGCAGCCGCAGCUCCUUGUUCCAUCCAUCAAGAGUAUCGAAUCUUCACGAUGAAGGCAGCCCCUGCCUUAUGGCUCCUGCUGUCCCUAGCCUACGCCAAUGCCUACACCAAGCUCACAGACGACCGCUGCGACCCCACGCGCGAGCGCGACGACCAGGCGUGCCGGGCGCAAGGCCAGAGCAGCAAAGGCCAGAGCAUCUGCUGCGCGUGCCCCGGCACCGGCUAUUGCAGCGACGGAUUCUCCUACGAGACCGACCUGGCGUGGGCGUGUAGCGCACCGGAUAAGUGUGGGCCGGGAGUGACUAUGGUGACGGGCUGCUGCUAUGCCCCGGGAUCCACGGAGGCGACGUACAUGGACGAAUAUGAUGGCCUGUGCACGCUCAUAAUUAUAUACCUCGUGUGCUCGGCGAUGGUCGGCAUCGUCGGCUGCGUCUGCGCGAAGGAGAGCGGCCAUUGGGCGGGCCGGACCUUGGCCGAAGCGCCAGACGCCGUCCCUGUUGUUUCCGACAUCGAGGCCACUACUACCAUUGCCAAUCCCUUGCUACCUGCAGAAACGCCGAGCGCGCCGCCGGCGCCCGAGCCGGCGCCGACGCCGUCCGCGCCCCCGUGGGAGCCGAUGUUUACGGAUACAGAGGCGUUCGCCUACGCGACACCGGCGUUCCUCAAUACGGAAGACGAGGACGCAACGCCUGAGGGCAUGGUGGUGGAGCCGGGCGUCGGUGUCGGAAAACCCGCCGACGACGCGCCGCCCGCCUACGUGGAGCAGCCAGCACUCGUCCCGGAGGGCCAGCCCGCCGAAGCCGUGGCCGUCGCGGAGCAAGUCGAACAAGGCGCCGGUUGUGGCCCCGGUUGCGGCCAAAGCCCGCAUUUGAAGUCGCUCACCCUGACAGUGCUCAUACUCAUCAUAGUCGUGCCGCUGCCCUUCUGCAAUGCGACGUGGCUGUACCAAGGGAAAUGCGCUGACUUUUGGAACAUGAGAAGCUAUGGCCGCGAGGAAGACGCGUCGGAUAACGCGUUCUGGAUCCUGCUGGUCUGUUACGUCGCCGAGUGCCUGUGCUUCUCCGACACGCAUAAAUUCCUGUGGAACCUCACGCGCGACUCUGCGCUGAAGCCUCACAUCGAACAGGUGAAACGCUCGCGCCCGAUCAUCAAGCUCAAAAUCCAGUGCUACCACUUCGAGACGCAUCACUGGUGGGAAACAGUUAAGGACCAGCACGGGCGCGAGCGGCGCGUGCGGCGGUCGAAGGAGGUGCGCGUGAACACGCACGCGGCGUCGCACGUGUACCAGUACUCCUGGGUGCGUGACAGCGGCGGCGACGCCUACAACCGCUGGCCGGCGACGCUGCUCGCCAAGGUCGAGUUCGGCAAGCGCUGGACGUUCGGCGACGACUAUACGCGCCAGCAUUUUGGCAUGUACAAGCGGCGCUUCAUCCGCCACCAUCGGCGGGACCGACACUUCGACUUCUCCCAAGAUUUCGAGCUCCCCGAGUUCCGGGAGCGGCUUUUGGUAGGAAUGUGUGUGGAAAUCAAAUAUAGGGCGCCCCACGCCAUCGACGCGACGUGCUUCCGUAGUUGCGUCUGUGCGAUGUCCACGCCAUCGAGGCGACGUUGUCACUGGAUAACCUGACUCACUUGUUUUCCACACAGGUCGAGAUGUACCCGGGGGCGAAGCCGAAAUACGCCUCGACGGGCUGGUACUGGGUCGCGAACCUGCUGCUGCUCACCUGGCCCUUCCGCGUGUGGCUCGAUUCCAUCUGCCAGCGGCGCCGGUACGAGUACGUGAAAGAGAUCGUGACGGCGCCGCCGAGCGCCCCGCCCGCCCCCAUAGUCGUGCACCACCACCAUCAUCACACCACCACCGUCGUGCACCAAUCUGCGCGCGCGGCCCUUUCGAUGCAGCAGCAACUAUACUAGACCUCCUCCAUGCUUUUGUUUACCCCUGUGGAGCGCAGUAAGUUUUCCACACCGUGA
Molecule: messenger RNA, 2024 nt
Organism: Pelagomonas calceolata
Lineage: Eukaryota; Pelagophyceae; Pelagomonadales; Pelagomonadaceae
Source: the annotation of a GenBank genome assembly